Messenger RNA from Pteronotus mesoamericanus, 2040 nucleotides. It is a transcript of the gene PAH, whose product is annotated as phenylalanine hydroxylase. Gene Ontology annotation, molecular function: phenylalanine 4-monooxygenase activity; iron ion binding. The transcript has 13 exons. NCBI's taxonomy places the organism in Eukaryota, Metazoa, Chordata, Mammalia, Chiroptera, Mormoopidae. The record is from RefSeq and is a predicted model, not a curated record. The coding region runs from base 121 to 1482 and encodes 453 amino acids. Gene Ontology annotation, biological process: L-phenylalanine catabolic process; L-tyrosine biosynthetic process.
AGCUAAGCAACGGUCCUGCCCUUCCCAACCUCAGGUUAAAAACUUCAGCACCUAGUGCUGCUGACAAACCUACCUGUGACUGACAGCCCGGAGCUAGAGACCUCACUCGUGGGGGCCAGCAUGUCGGAUGUGGUCCUGGAGAAAAGUAGCUUGACCAGGAAACUUUCCAACUGCGGCCAGGAAACAAGUUAUAUUGAAGAAAACACCAACCAAAGUGGUGCCAUAUCGCUGAUUUUCUCACUCAAAGAAGAAGUUGGUGCACUGGCCAAAGUCUUGCGCUUAUUUGAGGAGAAUGAUGUAAAUCUGACCCACAUUGAAUCGAGACCUUCGCGUUUAAAUAAAAAUGAGUAUGAAUUCUUUACCAAUCUGGAUAAAAGUAGCCUGCCUGUUCUGGCCAACAUCAUCAAGAUCUUGAAAUAUGAGAUCGGUGCCAAGGUACAUGAACUUUCCCGAGACAAGAAGAAAGAUGCAGUGCCCUGGUUCCCGAAAACCAUUAAAGAUCUGGACCGAUUCGCCAACCAGAUCCUCAGCUACGGCGCGGAACUGGACGCAGACCACCCCGGUUUUAAAGAUCCCGUGUACCGAGCCAGACGGAAGCAAUUUGCUGACAUAGCCUACAACUACCGACAUGGGCAGCCCAUCCCACGAGUGGAAUACACAGAGGAAGAAAAGAAAACAUGGGGGACGGUGUUCAGGACCCUGAAGAGCUUGUAUAAAACCCACGCUUGCUACGAGCACAAUCACAUCUUCCCACUGCUGGAGAAGUACUGUGGCUUCCGUGAGGAUAACAUUCCCCAGCUGGAAGAGGUUUCUCAGUUCCUGCAGUCUUGCACUGGUUUUCGCCUCCGGCCUGUGGCUGGCCUGCUUUCCUCUCGGGACUUCCUGGGUGGCCUGGCCUUCCGAGUCUUCCACUGUACCCAGUACAUCAGGCAUGGGUCCAAACCCAUGUACACACCCGAACCCGACAUCUGCCAUGAGCUGUUGGGACACGUGCCCUUGUUUUCAGAUCGCAGUUUUGCCCAGUUUUCCCAGGAAAUUGGCCUUGCCUCUUUGGGUGCACCUGAUGAGUAUGUUGAAAAACUCGCCACAAUUUACUGGUUUACUGUGGAGUUUGGGCUCUGCAAAGAAGGAGACUCCAUAAAGGCAUAUGGAGCUGGGCUCCUGUCAUCCUUUGGUGAAUUACAGUACUGCUUGUCAGACAAGCCAAAGCUCCUGCCCCUGGACAUGGAGAAGACAGCUGUGCAGGACUACACGGUCACAGAGUUCCAGCCCCUGUAUUUUGUGGCUGAGAGUUUUAGUGAUGCCAAGGAGAAAGUAAGGAGCUUUGCUGCUACAAUCCCGCGGCCCUUCUCUAUUCAUUAUGACCCAUACACCCAAAGGAUUGAGGUCUUGGACAAUACCCAACAACUUAAGAUUUUGGCUGACUCCAUCAAUAGUGACUUUGGAAUCCUUUGCAGUGCCCUCCAGAAAAUAAAGGCAUAGACAGAACUGGGUCUGUCAAUUGAGAAUCUGUUGAUGGAAAUCCAACUACUUCUUUUAUCUGAAAAAGUCUGAAAAUCAAACCUUAAUUUGAAAUGAUAGCCUUAAGUCAUUUUUUUUUAGCAAGAUGAGUAUUAACAAAUAAGUCUAAGUUUAAGUAAUUUGAAAUGACAGUAUAUUAAUACAUACCCAAGAGCAUAAUGGUAGAUCUUUUGGGGUUCUUUGAUUUAGAGAUGAUAAUCACAUAUUCUCAAUUGAGUUAAAAUUAAUAAUCUGUUAUGUUUCAUCAAAGUUAAUUAAAAUUUGUAACCUGCUUCUUUCAAACUUCAUAUUUACCAUGGAGAAUUCCUAAAGGAAUAGCUAUCACUCAGUGUAAAACACAAGCCUGUGAUUAGAAUUGAACUUUUGGAUUUACAUAAAUCUUAGCCUACAAGGGUCAUUUUCUAUUUCAGUAAUCUGUGAUUCAAUAACUGCUUUGUUAUGUUACCUAUGAAGAUUUUCUUUAAUUCAGGACCUUAUUAAAUACUUAUAAACAUUAAAGUUCAUAGUAUAAUAUCAACA